UAGGUGCGGGUGGCGUCAUUGGGAAGCGCCGGAGUGUAGUGGCGAGGAGGUUCUUGUGGAAAUUGGGAAAGCGGUGAAUAUGAAUGAAUGGAUUUCACAAAAACCUUUGGAAUGGGAAAAGUAUCUGAACAAAGAAGUGAAAGUCACUGCAGAUGAAAAAAAUACAUAUCAAGGGUGGGUCUUUACUGUUGACCCUGUAUCUGGGAGCAUUGUUCUGGUCAACUUUGUGGAUGCAGGGAAGGUGUCUGUUGUGACUAUUAUGGGGCAUGCAGUUCAGACAGUGGAACUGAUAAGUGAAGGAGAAAACAUCACAAAGGAGAAACUGUCUGCCUUAUUCAUGCCUGCAGCUGCCAAGGUCUACAGCAAUGAGGAGCUUGAGCAAAGGAAGUCUAGCCUUAAAUCGUGGCUCGAAAAAAAUCGGAUUCCUGUUACAGAGCAGGGAGAUCAAAACAAAUUGCUAUGUGUGGCUGGGGUAUUGAUAGUAUCCCCACCAUACAAUCCAGAAGACUGCAAUAGUUCCAAUGAAAUUAUUCUGUCCAGAGUUCAAAGCCUCAUCAAAUGUAACCCAAAUGCCGAUCACAAAACUGAUUGAAAGGCAAGUUGAUAAAUAUGUUUCUUUUUGUAAAUAUGGCAUCUGUUCUUCAACACCAUUGUUAAACAUUAGGUGUACUUCUAUUAUAGGUCCCUAGCGUGACAAUGAUUUGGUGGUGUCUUCUUUGAUGGUCUGUAGAAUAAAAUUUGUUAAUCUUAUCCAAAUUGAUGUAUCAUUUCUGCGAACAGUAGAACUGAAACUGUCACAAAUGUUGAGAUUGUCUGCUAACCCUGCUGUGAUCUUUUGGGUACAUUUAUCUCGUGAAAUAAGAUACUGUUGUAAGUAUGCAUUUUCCAUUCUAAUGUCUAACUGAUCCAAUUUAUUAGUAAAAGGAUGUGAUCAAGUAGCUGUUCCUAUUUGUUUGUGUAAUAUAUGGCAGAACCAUACAUACGUUUCCUGCAUUGUAAUAUUUUAUCUUCAACAUUUCCAUGGAGAAAAGAAUGCAUUUUGAAAGUGUGAGUGGUAAUUUCUUAAAAUUGUCCAAAGUGAAAAUAUAGUCAUAGAGGCACACAGAACAGAAACAGGCCCUUUGGCCAAACUUGCCUGUUCUGACUAGGCUUCCUAAAUUGAACAAGUCACAUCUCUAAACCAUCCAAAUCCCUCUUAACCUUUCCUAUUCAUGUACCUAUCCAAAUGUCUAUUAAAUAUUGUAACUGUACUACCUCCACCACAUCCUCUGGCACCAUGUUCCAUAUCCGCAUUGCCCUCUGUGUGAAAAAGUUGCCCUUCUGGUCCCUUUUAAAUAUUCCUGCUCUCCAGCUAAACCUAUGCCCUCCAGUUUGGACUCCCGUACGCUUGGGAAAAGACCUUGGCAAUUCACCUUAUCUAUGCUCCUCAUGAUUUUCUAAGCCUCCUAUGCACCAGGGGGACAUGGUCCUAGCCAAUCAAAUCUCUCCUUAUAACUCAAACCCUCCAGUCUCAAAAGGACCCUUGUGAAACUAUUUUGCAUCCUUUCCAGUUUAAUAAUAUCCUUCCUGUAGGAAAGUGACUUUUUUGGUGAGCAUAGACAUGGUAGGCUGAAGGGCCUCUUUAUAUUUUGUAUGAUUUAUUGGCCCUUCAGAAGUCUUUACAUCACCUCCAUAAAUUCAUUACCUCCACACUAGCAGUUAAGGCCCUUAAAAUCAAAAUGGAGUCUGUUUAAAUUCAGCAUUCUUCCCAGAAUAGCUAAGCUAACUCAGCUAAACCUGGGUUUUCUGCCUUUGAGAUUUAUGUGCUACCACCUUCCCGUCCCCAGGAGCAAAAACUGUAUCAAACUUCAUUCAAGUUUCAAUUAUCAUUUUUAAAUGUCUCCAGAAUCAUUCCAUCUCCACAAUAAUCCUUCUGAGAUUGUUUACAGAACAACAAACCAACCAAGGUAAAGUAUUACCUUCAUCCAUUUUUAGUGAUGAAUGUAAUGAAAUGAUAUAAUUUCUGAAGCUGUCCUGGUUAUAACAGAAUUGUGACCUCCCAUUGCAUCCCUUAAUCUUCCUGUAGUUAUUUGAAGGAUUUCAUAUUUGGGAUUAGUAACAUUUUACAUGAUAUGCCUGCAUCAUGGAAAAAAUAUGCUCUGAAAAGCAGUUGCUGCCCUAAAAUCACAAGCUUCAACAUCUCCCUGCCCCCAACCGCAUCCCAAAACCAGCCCAGAUCAUCCCUGCCUCCCUAACCUGUCCGUCCUUUCUCCCCCCUAUCCACCUCUCCCACCUCAACCCUCACCCCCACCUCCUACUUACCAGCCUCAUCCCUGCCUCCUCGACCUGUCUGUCUUCGCAUGACUGACCAACCCCCACCCUAAUUCCCCACCUACUCUCACCUUUACUGGCUCCAUCCCUCCCUCCUUGACCUGUCCAUCUUCUCUCCACCUAUUUGCUCCUUUAUCCAUCUUCCAUCUGCCUCCCCCUCCCUGUUUAUUUCAGAAUUCCCCUUCCCCUCCCCCAUUUCUGAAGAAGGGUCCAGACCCGAAACAUCAGCUUUCCUGCUCCUCUGAUGCUGCUUGGCCUGCUGUGUUCAUCUAGCUCUACACCUGGUUAUCUCUUAAACUGGUAGGCCUCAACAUUGAGCAGUUGUCCUGCCAAUCAUUUGGAAGAAUGCUGGGAAAAGCUGAAAGACGUAGUUUUUAUAUUUGUGUGUAUGUAGUGAAGGAUUGAAAUAUGGAUGAUAUGUUAAUGCCAAGCGAUCAAAUAAAUUAUAUUCAUGAUAGUCAGU
Messenger RNA from Stegostoma tigrinum, 2773 nucleotides. It is a transcript of the gene gemin6, whose product is annotated as gem (nuclear organelle) associated protein 6. Lineage: Eukaryota; Metazoa; Chordata; Chondrichthyes; Orectolobiformes; Stegostomatidae. Bases 80 to 592 code for a protein of 170 amino acids. Gene Ontology annotation, biological process: spliceosomal snRNP assembly; spliceosomal complex assembly. The record is from RefSeq and is a predicted model, not a curated record. Gene Ontology annotation, cellular component: nucleus; SMN complex. The transcript is spliced from 3 exons.